Messenger RNA from Mya arenaria, 2411 nucleotides. RefSeq lists its product as uncharacterized. NCBI's taxonomy places the organism in Eukaryota, Metazoa, Mollusca, Bivalvia, Myida, Myidae. Bases 73 to 2376 code for a protein of 767 amino acids. The transcript has 8 exons. The record is from RefSeq and is a predicted model, not a curated record.
UUCCCAUUGAAAUAAAUUUGCCAUUAUCCGAAAUAAAAACAAGGAACAGCAGGACGCUGGAAAUUGUAAAGCAUGUUUUAUAACAGCAAUACAAUAUCUGACGAUGAGCUUAAGGCGACAUUGUACUCCGAACAGGGCAUUGUAUCAUGCAGCAAAGUUACUGACGGACUGGUCAACCCUCUGUCAAUUGUUCUAUACUGUAUGACUGAGAACGGUCAUCUUUACAAGAUCGAUAAAAACAAAAUCAAGAUAAAGAGGCAAAACUCCAACACAUGUCGUAAAAGUCGGUCAAUAUUUUCCGAACUUCUUGACGAGGAAGAAACAAAAGCAAAUGAGGUUGAGGAAGAACUAUUUGCGUCUGGCCCUGCUUACGUGUUACAACCAUCCGAUAUUUGGUUUCGGGUCAACGAACCUGUGUUGACAUGCUGUCUGUCAGGAGAAACUGUAUUUAUUGCUGUAAGGACCGCGCUCGGUGUAACAAUUCAUGGUUAUAAACAUUCUGCUGACGGUCUUAAAUUGAAACCAUUUGGAAAACUUUGCCUUCCUGCUAAUGUUCCAACAGCCCAAGAUAGAAACGAUACCAAGAAUAGUUUUCAUCUAUAUGUCGCAGUAACAGAUGUUGGUAUGCAAAAUGAAAACAGUUAUUCAACGGAUGAACUGUGUAUUAGUAGACUUUUGUUUAAACAAUUGUUUGGAGAGAGCGUUUUAAUAAAUAAAAGUCCUGUUGUUCUCCUGACAGCACCGUGUGGAUCCGUCUUAUAUGCUCCAAUAACAGCAUUUGUUACAGACCGAGUUGUGAAUAAGGAAAGAUCAAAUGACCUUGGCGGAUGGAAACUGCUUUGUCGGAUGGACACGUCUGCGCCUUACAUGUUUACAUGCAGCACCUCUUACUUAUUGACAACAGAGCUAUGUGAUAUUCAAGACGCGGAAGGAAAGAGAUUGAUAUACGUACCUUGUAUGGGAAUGUGCGACAAUAAUGGAAAUCUAGCGGUGUUUUCUGAGUCGGAAGAAACUGAUGUCAGUGACAUGCUAGCGGCUAAGGUUGACCAAGUUAUUUUAGCUAUAGCCACUUCCCACAAUACGAUUGUCCUGUCUAACGGAAGUAGACUUAUUGAGUACACUGUGAGAACGGACUCUGAAACGAAAAAACUUUCAAUAACUCCAACUAGAUCAAUACCGUGUUCCAAUGUGGUUUCUAUACAGAGAGAUUGUUGGUCCUCCAAUGGGAUUACGCCAAAUGAACAUGGCAUACGCUUUCAUUGCCUUCUGUCAAAUGGUGAAACCAAGAAAGUUCAGAUGGAUAAGAGAGAUACAGAAAGAAGCGCAGAGGACAUAAACACAACGGUGGCAGCGCUCGUUAACGUGGACGAAAUAUCCGAUCGUAUUAAAACAUUUGACAGCAAACGAUUCUCUUAUCUAGAUGUAAUUGAACAGCUAGGGCUAUGUGCGUAUCUGAUGCAAAGGGUUAGCCAGGCAGACAAUGCUGAUGCAAAUAAAAAUUCUGAUUUUUCCUGCCAUUUACACAUGGAGAGGUCUAGUGAAAAAAAAAUACUUUUGACCAUUGCAAUUACAAACAAGAUGUCAAAAGCGUUGAACAAUGACUGGACGUUGUCUAUCAGCGUUGUACCAAAUCAGCUACACGCCACUAGAGUUGCUGAAGCAGCUACAUCGACAUUCAGGAAUUUGGCAAAUGGGUGGAAAGUAAAUGAGGUUCAAAUUGUUAAAGUUCGUGUAGACGGUCAGGUUGUAAUGGGCGGAUGUGACGUAGUGGUGAAGAUUACGCUAGCUGUAAACACGCCAACAAGGACUGACACGCCAACAAGGACUGACACGCUAUAUCUGUCAGUUCCUGUAUUGACUGAGAAGCUGGAUAUUUUAAACAUGAUUAUGGAAAAAACCCAGACGAACGCAUCUGAUGUCGUACAACAUACGCCGAUAGAGACAGCUAUAAAUAAAUUGAAAGAACCAAGAAAACAGAAGCAAAACGAUACUGACCAUUCAUUUGUCAUGACGAAAACAGUAGUUUCAUUGGAUGCAUCUGUUCAAGCAAAACAGGGACAUGAUGAUUUCAUCGCAAAGAUAUCGCCUCUUCGUCAAGACAAAUCUGUUACCCUCAACACAUUGUUUGGAGAAGAAAUCACAGUUAACACGAAGCUGAACCGCCAUAUUUCUGAGAGAGUUGAGGUCUCAGUUACAAGUUCUCAGAGAGUGGCCGCUGCAGUGCACUGUGCACUUUUAAAGUGUACACAGCCUCCAGCGAUCUUUUCAAGAAAACACUUGAUGACCGCAAGCAGGAAAAUUCAGGAAUUGAUACAACAACUUGACGCCACGCUCUUUGAGGAAAAUUAUCAAGCUCUUCGAAAUAUUAUGGUUUAAUUCAGCAAGAAAUAAAUAUUUCGAAACUUUUGCUA